CUAGCGCUUUUACUAUUUCAAAAAUGGGCUACGAAAGAUGAUUUGGAAAACGACGAACGUUCUAGAACUUUUUAUUUUAUUUUUUAAUUUCCCAAUAUUUUUGGAACUCUGAAAACCCCAAAAACAUUUUUUUUUUGCAAGAAACUAUUUUUAAUGAUACUCCGGUGUUGGCUCGGAUCUUCCAACUCUGGAUUGAACUUUGGCAAUUAUCGAGGUCAUCUGAGAAUUAGUCUUCCUCCUGAUAACAAGAAUCAGAUGCGGUUGGUGAAGGUCAGAAGACAUAGCUUGAACAUCAGACUACAUUGCUGGAAAACACAACGAUAUUGCUGAAAAAUCAUUGGCAUAGCAGGGAAGAUCACUUGCUCAAAUGACAUAGAUGGAAGCCCAUAUUCGUACUUUCUAAUAUUAAAUCUGAUUUUCUCAAGCGUGACGUAUUAAAAGCUUUU
Molecule: messenger RNA, 446 nt
Organism: Caenorhabditis elegans
Lineage: Eukaryota; Metazoa; Nematoda; Chromadorea; Rhabditida; Rhabditidae
Gene: ZK897.10
Product: SHSP domain-containing protein
Exons: 3
Coding region: 154-330 (58 amino acids)
Source: RefSeq, marked reviewed